Molecule: messenger RNA, 1173 nt
Organism: Heterocephalus glaber (naked mole-rat)
Lineage: Eukaryota; Metazoa; Chordata; Mammalia; Rodentia; Bathyergidae
Product: membrane-spanning 4-domains subfamily A member 12-like
Cellular component (GO): membrane
Source: RefSeq, a predicted model, not a curated record
CCACGUCCAUGGGCAGCGCGGGGCCUCGCGAGGACGGAGGGGACCAGGGCCGCGGCGGCCGGUGCCGGUGCCGGGCGGGUCCGGAGGGUCCUGAGGGUCCUGAGGGCUGCGGACACGACCCUCGCCCUGCGCUCGGGGUCGAGAGUGGGGACGCCCGGGACGCCGCGGGGCCACCUGAGCUCAGGGCUGCCACCUGCCCCCGGCCUCCCCCGCGGGGACCGUUUCCCUCCCGGCCGGUCGUUGAGGGGCGGCUCGCGGUCGCCCCGCCUCCGUCGGGACGCAGACCUGAGGGGGCGGCGCCGUGGCCCGGCCGUGAGUAAGGGCAGCGGGAGGGGGCCCAGCCCCUGCGCGCCUCGGCGACCGGACCUAGGAACCGGACCAGACCUGAUUUCCUACCAUCGCUCCGCCCCAGAAAAGGAGUUCAUUCCUUCUUUAUAACUUAUAAGCCAUAUCUUAGUUACGAUGCCAAGAAGAUAUUUCAUCAGGGAGGAAACCAGUGCCCUGGGGGCUUCGCAAAUAAUGAUUGCCUUGUUUCACUGUGCCCUGGGAGGUUUUUGGAUUUUUUUCUUGCAACUGGAAGAUGAGUCAGACAGUGAAAGUUCUGCUGCUAUCAUUGGCUUAGUCUCUUACUCGUUUUCAUCAGCACUGUUUUUCAUCAUGUCCGGAUCCAGCACUGUGAUCCAGAAAGUUCCUUCAAGAUCACACAGGAUUAUUUUAGCAACUGUAAUGAACAUCUUAAGUGUCCUCAUAGCUGUAAUUGGUUUACUGAUAUUAGGCAUUGAAUUUGCAAUUUUUGAAGGUAAAGGAGAGGAAUACUCUUGGUCAAAUAUGGCUGGCAUGAUGCUCAUAGAGUAUCUUUUCCUAACCACCAUCACGGAGCUGGUCAUCGCAUGCAUGGUCACCCACUGGAUGAGAAGAGCCUUGCAUCAUGAAGCAGUGCCUGAAGAAUUUAGUCCCAAAACUUCCUUGGAAACCUCGUUUUCAGAGCCUUCAGACGCGUGGUGAAGAGCCAGUGUGACUCCAGUCCAAACCCAAACGUUGUGAAUCGGGAGAACUCUGCAAUUUUUUUCAAGAAGCCUUGUAAAAAAAAUACAUUCUAAUGAAAUAUUUUCCAGUUCUCUCUUUCCUAGGUCUUCAAUAAAGGAUACAAUUUGAUCACAAAUUGACUCUUUU